Lottia gigantea (owl limpet) is the source of this 951-nucleotide messenger RNA. RefSeq lists its product as hypothetical. Gene Ontology annotation, biological process: regulation of immune system process; negative regulation of transcription by RNA polymerase II; regulation of cytokine production. The transcript is spliced from 5 exons. The annotation marks the transcript as partial. Lineage: Eukaryota; Metazoa; Mollusca; Gastropoda; Lottiidae. The record is from RefSeq and is a predicted model, not a curated record.
UGCCCUAUCUGUGGAAUAAGCUUCAAUCAAAAACAGUAUUUAAAAGACCAUGUCUCAGGAAAACAUUUUGAGCCCAAAAAUAAAUGUGAAUGUGGACAAAGUUUUAAUUGGAGAACUCAACUUUUAAGACAUAAACUUAAGUUACAUGGAGAGGUCAGAUUUAUGUGUAAAUUGUGUAGUAGUGGGCUGUCAACGUUAUCAAAAUUUAGACGCCAUUAUAAUGAACGUCAUCUUCAUUUACGUUGCAAGUGUAUGAUAUGUGGUGCUUUGUUUACUCAAAGAUCUACUAUCUGUGAAAUUACCGUCGACGAAACUGGAAUUGAUAAAUAUAUUUGUAAUCAAUGUCGAAAAAUAUUUUCUGAUAAAAGUAGUGUCAAGCGCCAUUUUAAUGAAAAACAUUUACAGAGAUCUUAUACGUGUCCGAUUUGUGGAAAAAAAUUUACUCAAAGAACUUCACUGAAAAGACAUAUCAUAAAAAUCCAUAAUGAAGGCCAAAAAUCUGGUUCAAAAAGAAUAGUUUGUGAAAUGUGUGGUGCAUCAUUCUCGAGAAAUUGGAGUCUUAAACGUCACCUUAAAGAAAAACAUUUACAAAUUAAACAUCCAUGCUUUCUUUGUCCUGCCCUAUUCUCUCGACAAAUUUAUUUAGAAGAUCAUAAUAAAACGAGAUUUCGAUGUCCAUUGUGUGAGAAAAGUUUUAGUUUUAAAACCAACGUACAAAGACAUAUAAAGGAGAGACAUUUUCCUACCAAGUUUAAAUGUAGAUAUUGUGCAAAGAAAUUUUCCCGUCCUGGCAAUUUGAAUGAUCACAUGAUACAGUGCCAUAGAACUUUUAUAGGGUCGUCUCAACCUGGUGGAACAGAUAACGGUGGUAGUUUAGAAGAGGAGGAAGAGUUGUCUCCCAUCUUAAACAGAACGGCACAGAUUUUUAACUACUUAAAUAACGCAUCCUAG